AUGACUGCUCUUUCUUCCGGGAACUGCUCUUUUCAGUACCAGUUACGUCAAGCAAAUCGGUCCCUAGAUGGUAACUGUCUGCUAUUCUUGAUAAUACUUGGGAAAGUAUUACUAAAUACCCUCACACUAGGAAUGAGAAGAAAAAACACCUGUCACAAUUUUAUGGAGUAUUUUUGCUUUUCACUAGCAUUCAUUGAUUUUUUACUUCUAGUAAACAUUUCCAUUAUAUACUACUACAGAGAUUUUGUACUUUUAGGUGUUAGGUUUACUAAAUACCACAUCUGCCUAUUUACUCAAAUUAUUUCAUUUACUUACGGUUUUUUGCAUUAUCCGGUUUUCCUGAUAGCUUGUAUAGAUUAUUACCUGAAUUUCUCUAAAACUCCAAAGCUUGCAUUGAAAUGCAAAAAAAUAUUUUAUUUCUUUACAGUAAUUUUAAUUUGGAUUUCAGUCCUUGCUUAUGUUUUGAGGGAUCCAGGUAUCUAUCAAAGCCUGAAGGCGGCACAGAGUGUUUAUUCUUAUCAAUGUCCUUUCUACAUUAGCAUUCAGAGUUACUGGCUGUCAUUUUCCAUGGUGAUGAUUUUAUUUAUGGCUUUUAUAACCUCUUGGUCAGAAGUGAUUGCCUUGGUGCAGGCUGUUAGGAUGACUUCCUAUAUGAAUGAGACUAUUCUGUAUUUUCCCUUUUCUUCCCAUUCUAGUUAUACUCUGAGCUCUAAGAAAGCACUCUUGCCCAAGUUCAUUAUCUGUUUUCUCGGUACCUGGCUACCAUUUGUACUACUUCAAGUAAUUAUCCUUCUACUUAAAGUACAGAUUCCAGCAUAUAUUGAGAUGAACAUUCCGUGGUUGUACUUUGUCAAUAGUUUUCUCAUUGCCACAGUUUACUGGUUUAAUUGUCACAAGCUUAAUUUGAGAGAUGUUGCAUUACCUGCGGAUCCUUUCGUCAACUGGAAAUGCUGCUUCAUUCCACUUACAAUUCAUAAUCUUGAGCAAAUUGAAAAGCCUAUAUCAAUAAUAAUUUGUUAA
Puma concolor (puma) is the source of this 1020-nucleotide messenger RNA. The record is from RefSeq and is a predicted model, not a curated record. NCBI's taxonomy places the organism in Eukaryota, Metazoa, Chordata, Mammalia, Carnivora, Felidae.